AUGUGGAAAAGAACAAAGAACACGGGGCAGACCAGACCAUGUUUUUCCAUUGUUCACCAGUACAUUCAGCGUUUCAAUGAAGUGUCUGGCAACAAACCAGCUGCUGUAAAGAAAAGAUCCAAGACCCCUGGGGUGAUGAUCACACAGUAUGUAGUGAACUUGCCAGAGGGUAAAAUCACCCCUGAUUUCCAAUGCAUACCAGUCCCUGUUACCAUCAACGAAGGAAAAACAGCCAUCUUCAAAGCUGUUGUGACAGGAGAUCCAAAACCAGAUGUAUCAUGGCGAAGAACUAAAGGAACUCUUUCAGAUAAGGAAAAAUUUCAAAGAAAAUAUGAAGACUCAACCGGGGAAUACAUAUUGGAGAUUCACAAAGUGACCCAUGAAGAGACUGAUACAUACAAGUGCUAUGCUGUGAAUGAAUAUGGGAAAGCUGUCUGCACAACCACAUUAAAUGUGAUUGAUGCUUCAACAAAUCCUACAGAUUUCAGAAAAUUGCUAAAGAAAAGUAAAGCUGAAAAGGCAGAUGGAGAAAAUGAUGUAAGAUUCUGGGAUGCGAUGCUGAAUGCUGACAGAAGAGACUAUGAGAGCAUCUGUUCUCAGUAUGGUGUUGCAGACUUACAGUUGGUUCUCAAGAAGCUUGAAGAGAGAAAGAAAGAGAGAAAACAAAAUUUGCUCAAGUGUGGAGAUGAAUCUGUCAAUGUGAACCGUCAAAACUUAAUCAUGUGCCAACUUGAAGUGGAUGAAUCCAGUGGGAAUAAAAAGGUCAAAGAGUCAGUCAGGAGUGAAAAAGAAAAAAAGAAGGUCCAAUGGAAUGAUCAUGACUCUGAAUCUGGUGAUAAACAUGUAGAUGUAGACCAGAACCACAUUUCAAACAUGAGUCAACAUAAAAAUUAUGGAUCGAGUGGAAAUGAAAUGUUGGAAACAAUGGUGACAAAUGAGAACAAAACAGAGGUGUUCCAAGAAUCUGUGGCUGGUCUAAAUGAACAAGCAGGGGACAAUGAAGAGGAUGAGCCAUCAGGCAAAAGAAAGCAUAGAGGAAAUUCAAAGCAAUGCUUAAAGUCAAAAGACGAAGAUGGAAGUGUGAUUCCUGGAGACCACUGCGAGUAUGAUCAGACUGAGGAUGUCAGUGAUUCUACCAAUACGAGACAUAAAAGGCAAAGCCCAUUGACAGAGGACUCACUGAGUGGGGUUCAGUUCAUCUGGGGUUUGUCAGAUGUUGGCGCCAUCGUCAAUGAGACCGCCGAGUUAACAUGUAAGCUCAGUUGUGAGGACUGUCCAGGGGUCUGGUUCAGAGAUGGUAAAAAGAUAUCCCCAGAUGACAAUUUUAACAUUAUCAAAGAUGGACCAAUCCACAAAUUAGUAAUUAGGAAGUGCGAUGAACUCCACUCCGGGAAAUACCGAUUUGAGGCAGAUGGCCGCAAAACAGAAGCAAUGAUCAACGUCAAAGAUCCCCCCAGAUUUGACCAUGAACAUCUGCAUGUCUUUACUGAACCUAUGACAGUUAAAGUGGGACAGAGUGCCGUUUUCAAACUGCAAUUUGUUGGACGUCCACCCAUAAAGAUUCAGUGGCACAGAGAAGGUGAAGAGCUCCAAGAUGAAAGCAAUACAAAAAUAGAGAAAUCUGCAGGUCACAGCCGCCUGCUUCUGAGCAGGUGCCAGAGGAAAGAUACUGGAGAGAUUAGAAUCAAGCUCAAGAAUGAACACGGCUUCGCUGAGGCAGUCUCACACCUUAUUGUACUUGACAAACCAUCUUCCCCUCUUGGUCCUGCAGAAGUAACUGAGAGCUCAGCUAACAGUAUUGAAUUUAAGUGGCGGGCCCCAAAGGAUGAUGGUGGCUCACCGGUGAGUCAAUACAUACUGGAGCGUCAGCAAGUGGGACGAAACACAUGGAAAAAAAUUGGGGAAACACCAGGUGCGCCCAGUUACCGCGACACGGAUGUAGAACGUGGACGGAAAUAUUGCUACCGCAUCCAAGCUGUGACAUCUGAGGGCACAAGUGACGUGAUGGAGACUGAUGAAAUGCAAGCUGGCAAAUUUGCAUUACCUGGUCCUCCGUUGCCGCCGAAGGUGGUCAGCGCUUUUAGUGACUGCAUAACCCUUUCCUGGGCUCCGCCCAGUAACACUGGGGGUUCACGAAUCCUGGGCUAUGUCCUGGAGAAGAGGAAGAGGGGAAGUAACCUCUGGACUGUUGUCAAUACCGUUGAUCCAAUUAAAGAGAGAACAUAUUCAGUGAGGGAUGUUGUGGAAGGCAUAGAAUAUGAAUUCAGAGUUUCUGCCAUAAACCUCUCGGGAACUGGGGAAUUUAGCAACGCCUCAGAGUUUGAAUUCGCACGGGACCCGAAGAAGCCUCCUGGUAAAGUCACAGGCCUGAAAGUGACAGAAACGUCUUACACCAACAUAAUCCUGACUUGGAUUAAACCCGAGGAGAAACCUGGUUUCCAAGAUGAGGCUAAAGGAUAUUUUGUUGAGAUUAGGCAGACAGAUUGCAUUGAAUGGUACCGCUGUAACAGCACCUCCAUUGUCACGACCUCCUUCAACGUCAGAGGCCUUAAGUCCAUGGACAUGUACUGGGUGAGAGUGAUUGCUACAAAUGAUGGAGGAGAGAGUCCCCCCGAGGAGCUGCCAAAAUAUGUCGUCGCAAUGCCUUCAGCUGUCAGGCCAAAGUUUACAAAAAACAAGAUGAAGAGUUUCAUGGUGGUGAGGGCUGGAAACUCUGUCAGGAUCACCGUGAACUUUGAGGCUUCUCCACAGCCAGAAAUAAUGUGGUUAAAGGACAAUGUGCCAGUUUUCAAGCGUGUUACCAUCAGCAACUCUGAUGGAUCAACCCAGCUGUUGAUACCAUGCUCCGAGCACUCCGAUUCAGGCAUCUACUCCGUUUUAGUGAAAAAUGUUGCAGGACAGGAAACAUUCAAUACAGAUGUUAGGGUUACAGAUGAUCCAAAGCCUCCCGGAGCAGUGGCAUUGGAAGAAAACGUUCCUGGCACAGUAACCGUGAUCUGGGAACCUUCUCCAGAUGAAAAGCGUGAUGAUCGUCUCCACUACACCGUGUCCAAACUGGACUCUACUAAGCACACAUGGACCAUGGUGGCUGACAGGCUUUUCAAUAACAGGUUCACCAUUUGCAACUUAAUGCAUGGGAGGGAAUACCAUUUCCGUGUGUAUGCCAAAAAUGACAUUGGCAUAUCCGAACCCUCGUUGUCACCAACAUGGGGAAUAGAGAAGAAGAAAGAAAAACUUGUUUCACGUGAACCAACAAGCAAACACUGUGAUUUACAAUGUGCUCCAUCCUUCAUGGUACCUUUGAAGCUUCACACUGCCCCCAAGGGGUAUGAAUGCCACAUGAGCUGCGCAGUGAAGGGAAACCCCACACCCCGAAUCACAUGGUAUCGAAAUCACAUCAGUAUAAACACCGAUGCCAACUACUACAUCUACAAUACCGUCGGCGUGUGCUCCAUGCGAAUCCUCUGUGUGGGUCCCAAAGACAGCGGAGAGUACACUGUCGUUGCAGAAAACAGUUUAGGACGAGCUGAAUGCUCCACUGUGCUCAGAGUGAGAGAAUGA
Messenger RNA from Menidia menidia (Atlantic silverside), 3561 nucleotides. The record is from the annotation of a GenBank genome assembly. NCBI's taxonomy places the organism in Eukaryota, Metazoa, Chordata, Actinopteri, Atheriniformes, Atherinopsidae.